AUGUCUAAAUUAGAUCAGCAAAAAAGCAAAUUGAAAACCAUUGAUGAUACAUUGAAACGAAUAGAGGAAUAUGUACAGUCAUAUAGUCCUGGGGUCAGUAUCAAUCAAUUAAAAGCACGAUUAUCACUUCUUGACGGAAUUAGAAACGAUUUUAACGAAACUCAAUACCAGAUAGAGCAACUUGAAAAGGGAGCCGCAGAAGCCUAUGAAGGCUGCAGAUCGGAAUUUGAAAUUCGUUAUUGCGAUGUUGUGUGUCUUAUAAACGAUAUUAUAGAAAAAAGUCUCGCGGUUUCGGUUCCAUCGACUUCUUUAUUGCUUAACCCUACGGACGGUAAAAAUCCACGAGAUUCUAAUGACAGCAUGCAGUUGAAUCUACCUGUUUUAAAUAUCAAAUCAUUUAGUGGCGAUUACAAAGAAUGGUUAAAUUUUGAAAAUUCGUUCAAAUCGGUGAUAGAUGAGAAUAAGGCGUUAAAUAACCGUCAGCGAUUUCAGUAUUUAAAGUCUUCCUUGCGCGACGAAGCCUUGCGUACCAUUGAAUCUUUAGUUAUUAACGAUGAAAAUUAUAAAGAGGCAUGGAGAUUACUAGCUAAUCGGUUCAAAAAUACUCGUUUAAUAGUGCAAGAUCACGUAAUGUCCAUUUUAAAUGCUCCUAGUAUAAAUAAGCAAUCACCAUCCUUAUUGCGGGCUCUUGUCGAUACGGUGGUGUCGAAUUUAACGUCUCUAAAAUCAUUAGGAAUAACGGUGGACAAAUGGGAUGCAUUACUUAUUCCUAUCAUUGUAGAAAAGUUGGAUUAUAGUACAAAACGUGAAUGGCAACUUUCCCUCGAUAAAGAUGUACCGACUUACAAACAGUUUAUUGACUUUCUAGAAAAACGUUGUUUAAUGUUGGAAUCAUUAAGUUAUAUGUCGAAUAAUAAAACAUCAAAUGAAGGAAAGGUUUAUUAUAAACAAAAUAAUUAUUUCAACAAAUCAAAGACUGUUUCUCACAUAACCACUAAUAAAAAACAAGCAUCUUGUUCAAUGUGUAAAAAAUCAUCUCAUUUAAUUUUUCAGUGUAUAGAUUUUUUGAAAAUGUCAAUUCCCGAGCGUAUAGCGCAAGUUAAACGUCUUAAAUUAUGCAUCAAUUGUCUCCGAGAGAAUCAUCAGGUUGCUACAUGUCGUACCAGUCAUAAAUGUCAAGCUUGUAACAAAAAACAUAAUACGUUAAUACAUACAGACGAAGCUGACGCCGAUGAAAAUAGUUCAGUAACUUUAAGUAAUCAUUCUUCUAGUUUAUUAAAAUGCUCAGAUUCCGUUUUACUAUCAACGGCUGUAGUUCUUAUUAAAAAUGCUAAAAAUGAAUAUGAAAUUUGUAGAGCUUUGUUGGAUCCAGGUUCUAUGUCCAAUUACAUAACUGAACCGAUGAUUAAAAAACUAAAAUUGAAUACGGAACAAAUAAAUAUUCAAAUUAAGGGUUUAAAUGGAGCGGCAAGUUCUUCUCAAAAGCAAGUUUUAGAUGUGGGUAUAAAAUCUAUUUAUAAUGCGUACUCAACAAAAAUAAAUUGCAUCGUGGUGAACAAAAUAACCGAAAAUCUUCCGUUAGUGUCUAUCAACCCCUCAUCUUUGGAAAUUCCCAAAACCAUAAAACUAGCAGAUCCCAAGUUUUUCGAAUCGGGUACAAUAGAUCUUUUGAUAGGAGCCGGCCUUUUUUGGAAUUUACUUUGCAUAGGCCAAUUGUCCUCGCCGGGCAGUGGGUUAAUAUUUCAAAAAACACAUUUAGGGUUUAUUGUGGGAGGCCCCCUCGGUACCAUAAACUUACCGACAAAUUUUACAACAUGCAAUAUUUCCAUAUCCGGACCCGACCCCGGCUUAGAAAUACAGGCAAGAAAGAUUUGGGAAUUGGAAAAACCAGUAAUUACGGCGGAUUACGAUAAGAAUGCGUCUAACGAAGACGAAAUUCUUUGUGAAACCCACUUCCGGGAAACUGUCCAACGGGACCAUGACGGGCGAUUUAUUGUGCGGUUGCCCAUUAACAAUAACAAAAUAAAUAUUGGUAAUUCACGAAAUGCAGCUCUCAAACGCUUUUUUAGUCUUGAAAGGAAUUUGAUCAAAAACCCACACGUUAAAACAAAUUAUGUAGAUUUCAUGUUAGAAUACCAAAAUUUAAAUCAUAUGGAAUAUUUAAGCCAACCACCCAACGACAACAAUUGCGUUUAUUUGCCUCACCACGCCGUGCAAAAGGAGUCUAGUACGACAACAAAAUUAAGAGUUGUUUUUGACGCGUCGGCAAAAACUUCAAACAAACAAAGUCUAAACGAUAAUUUGCUAGCUGGGGCGGUAUUACAACAAGACCUAUUUUCAAUAAUAGUACGCUUUAGAACAUUUCAGUACGUGUUAAACGCUGAUAUAGCGAAAAUGUAUCGUCAGAUUAAGAUACAUCCCAACGAUACGAAUUAUCAAUUAGUUCUUUGGCGGAAUCAUCCAUCCGAACCACUAAAUACGUAUCGUCUUUUGACACUAACAUAUGGUACUAAACCGGCAAGUUUUAUUGCUACGCGGUGUUUGAAGGAGUUAGCUGAUCAAAACCAAGCUAGGUACCCUGUCGCGAGCGAAAUCAUUCGUCGAGAUUUUUAUAUGGACGACCUUUUAACCGGAGCUGACUCGAUCGAAGAUUUAACUAAAAUAAAAAAUGAUGUAACGGCCAUAUUGAAGCAGGGUCAAUUUGAACUGCGAAAAUUUCAGUCAAACGAACUAAUAAGUGUUUUAUCUAAUAAUGAUAAUUUCCAUGAUUCGAACCUACAAUUGCAUAAGGAUAAAUUUACAAAAAUUUUAGGUUUGUAUUGGAACCCUACCGUCGAUAAUUUAAGUUACGAGAUUAUACUGAAAAAUAUACCUAAUAAAGUAACCAAACGCGCCAUACUUUCGGUAACGGCCCAAAUAUUUGAUCCGUUAGGGUUGCUCGGACCCAUCAUAAUGCAUGCUAAAUUAAUUUUGCAACGUUUAUGGACGCUGAAACUGGGUUGGGAUGAAUCAGUACCUCCCGAUAUAUAUACGUCUUGGAUUACCUUUUUAAGCAGUUUGAAGCAUAUACGUCAAAUUAAAGUGCCAAGAAAAAUUAUACCCGUUGCAUUUUCCGACAUUAGCGAAAUGUCCACACUCUUAAUACGCAUUGAAGCAUGUUCAAAUUCAAGACGUUUAACCCCCUUAUCGUCCGAUCCCAACGACCUGAGCAUCCUAACACCCGGUCACUUCCUCAUCGGAGAGCCAUUAACUUCCUUUCCAGAAUACGAUGUGACGGAGGUGCCGAUUAAUAAACUGUCAAUUGGUGGAAAAAAUUCGCACGCAUUUUUGGCGACGCUGGAGUCGCGAGUACCUAACGCAAAUUGCAAAUGGCAGAAACAGCAAGAGCAUUACAGCAGAAAAUGUACCACCUCUCACAUGGAAAACCGGACGGAUCACGGUUUUUAUCCAGGCGACGACGGUGUAGUGCGGGUGGUAACAAUCAAAACUGUUCAUGGACUCACCAAACGCGCCUUACGUAAAGUGUGCGUUUUACCCAUAGUGCGCGAUCAAUUGACAUUACUUAUGAUGCGAACUGACUAUUAUAGGUGCUACCCUUCUAGGCCAGCCAGUCGUAAUAUGUUGAAGGACGCACCUUCAAGAGGGGAAGUCAUGUGUGGUACCACCCGGAGUUCUCGGCUGCUCGGCUCUCGUCGGGUGUUCGGUACCACCCCCAAAUUUAUUUAUGACCGCCCUCCUGGACGAACGAGUGGCGGACGCAGAGUCACCAACAACCCGUCAACGGGCACGCGUCGCGAAAACACAUAA
Molecule: messenger RNA, 3807 nt
Organism: Zophobas morio
Lineage: Eukaryota; Metazoa; Arthropoda; Insecta; Coleoptera; Tenebrionidae
Exons: 2
Coding region: 1-3807 (1268 amino acids)
Source: RefSeq, a predicted model, not a curated record